AGAAAAAUAUUAAGAGAUACACAAAAUCCGUUUGAUAUCCCAGAUAAUUCAUUUCUUAAACUUUAUAGAUUAUCCAAGGUAGCAACUUUACAAUUAAUAAAAGAAUUAAUAAAUUUUAUGCCAGUUCCAAAAAGAGCAACAGUAAUUCCUCAACAAUUACAAAUAUUUGUAACACUUCAUUUUCUCGCAUCUGGGUCUUAUCAAAGAAAAGUUGGACAAGAUUUCUUAUCAUGCAUGAGUCAAACAUCAAUCUCCAUCUCUAUACAUGCUACAAUAAAUGCAUUAAAUAGUAUUAUGGGACAUUGGAUUCAGUUUCCAACAACAGACAUAAGGAAACCACAAAUUAAAAACAAAUUUUUCGAAAAAACUGGAUUUCCAGGAGUGAUUGGAGCUAUUGAUGGAAGUUAUAUUGCCAUUUUUCCCCCACAAACUGAGAGAGAACACUUAUUCAUUAAUAGAAAAUUAUAUCACUCCUUGAAUAUGUGUGUAUCUUCAUACAAUAAUGAAAUAUUAGCAGUAAAUGCGAUGCAUGAAGGAAGGACGCAUGAUUCAAGAGUCUUUCGUUCUUCGCAUUUAUUCCAUCAUUUAGAAAGGCAGCAAGAAGCAGGUGCAAGAGGUUCAUGACUUAUAGGAGAUUCUGCCUAUCCGCUUGUGACCGGACCGACUUCCCAAAUAAGACGGAAAACGACUUACCGGCCAGCAGGCUGCGAAAUGUUCGCCUUCUUUGUGGUCGCCAGUAAUCCUUAUUAUCCUGUUUUCCGGGUUGAUGUCUCCAUCUGCUUAAGCUGUUCCGGUAAGGAUGUAUGUCGUCAUCACCAUUGAGACGCCACGUCGACGAGAUGAUCCCAAGAUGGCCGCUUCAACAGGUUCUGACACGUCGGUUGACGCAAUACCCUGCGGUCUCGUUAUGAACUGGGACACCUCUUUGAUAUCCCAGAGGACCUAUGGACUCGCUGGAGAGGAUUGCCGUGAAUACGAUUAACACAGAUCACUGUUCACAUACAAAUAAUUAUCCGUACACGUCACACGAUACGGUACCCGUGAUUCGUUUACACUUUAUUUGCCGUCGCGUUUGCGUUAACAAUUUUUAUCUCGUACGAUACGUACACUUUCGCGUUGCGAUUAUUAUCGGCUCGCGUGUCGGCUGGUUACUCUCAGCUUGUUACUGAGCUUCGAGAGCUCUUCGGACUCCCCUGAGUCCUAUUAGGAGUUUCCUCCUUAAGUUCUUGUUGGAAAAGAACUCCCGAGCGCUGUGGAGCCCUUCCUUUAUACCCCCGACGCGGUAGACGGCGUCCCACUACGCUAGCGUCGGCCAAUCAGGUUCUCUCCCCACCGCUUGACCAUCAGCCAAUCAGCGCAGAGCAACCUGAGCAUUGAGAUUGUCUCUUCGGCUUACCGUAUUUACGUUUUGUUUGUCGGAUACUCUGUUAAUUGAGAUAUUUUGUUCGCUAAUCUCAAUAAAAUAAAAACAACAGAAAUU
Molecule: messenger RNA, 1480 nt
Organism: Nylanderia fulva
Lineage: Eukaryota; Metazoa; Arthropoda; Insecta; Hymenoptera; Formicidae
Source: RefSeq, a predicted model, not a curated record